Messenger RNA from Macrosteles quadrilineatus (aster leafhopper), 1518 nucleotides. RefSeq lists its product as uncharacterized. The transcript has a single exon. Lineage: Eukaryota; Metazoa; Arthropoda; Insecta; Hemiptera; Cicadellidae. The record is from RefSeq and is a predicted model, not a curated record. Bases 1 to 1518 code for a protein of 505 amino acids.
AUGGGGCUGCUGGUCCAACCCCCGGACUUAGUGGUUUACCCAUACCCAUGGGAAGCCUCCAUCUGUCAGCUCUGCCAGUCCUGGUUUACCAGGGCUGUCGACUUCAGAGCUCAUCAUGACUCUCAACACAGCAACAAGGCUGUCCACUACCGGUGUACAAAGUGCCAAUCAAACCAUCGUAGAUGGAAUGGAGUGGCCGUCCACUACGCCAGAUGUAGAGGUCCACCUACGCCAACUGCUCCAGGCCCGGAACAUAUCUGUGUCUGCGGUAGGAGCUUCUCAAGACCUUCAGGCCUGGCCCUACAACGGAACACAUGUCAACCGUACGCCCGGAAUGCCGAGAGACUCGUUCCACCACCACCACCACUGCUGAUACGAAGUUCCACUCUAUGGUCACCAGAAGAGGACGAUAUACUCAGAAGACGCUACUGGGAGUACACUGCAAAUGGACGACGUCAGGGUUAUGCCCAGUUCAUCGCAGUGGAACUGCCAAGAAAAACGGAGAGACAAGUAAGAGAUAGGACACAUUCCCUCCGGGCUAGAGGCCUGCUGGAGCGCCCGCGGCCAGACCCUGAGAAGCAUGUAGAAGAGGAGCCUCAAGAAGAGCUACCAGUGGAAGAGGAGGUAGUGGAAGAAGACCAAGUGGAAGAAGAAGAAGAAAUUGCAGAAGAAGAUCCACGAACCGAUGUAGAACAACAACCUAAUAAUGACUUUCAACCAGGACACGACGCACAACCUGAAGAUGACGACCAACCCGAAGACGACAUCCCGGACGAAGACAACACUAAUGAAGACACACCUGUUCAAAGACAACCUGAAGUAGACCAGCCUGAAGAGAUGGAGCGUCGGACACCAGAAGCUCCUGGAGGAAGAAUCGACCAAAACCCCGUCCCAAUCGUACUGGGACUGGAUGUUUCUCCUGAAGCACCAGAGGCAGUGAUACCACCACCGUCACUAGAGCCCGAGCAAACAGUCCCGACUUCGAGUGAGUCAGAACGUUGGACAGAAGUUCUUGACAACCUAAAUGGAAUCCAACUACUCGACCCAAUCGGACUUCGACUCCGGCAACUGGCGGAACGAGAGGGCGAUAUUCAAGGGGAACUCGACGCUCUGGUAAAGGAGCUCCAUGCUGCCAUGAAGGCUGCCGCCCCAGUACCAGCCGGUCGACCUGCCAACGUCAGAGGGACUAGACCUUCAAGAACCGAGAGGACGCGUCGGAACGUCACCCGCUACGCCAAGACCCAAGAUCUUUGGAAGAAGAAUCCAUCUCGCCUGGCCGACCUGGUCAUCAAGAAUAACCUAGGUGAUCUGGCUCAACAAGGGCCAAGGAUCGACCCUCCAAAGGAAGAAACUGUCGCCCUCUUCAAAGGACUCUGGGGCACGGCUUGUGAUUCCACGCUACCACUCCCUCAUCUCGACCCUCAGCCUGACGCCAUUGUUGAACCUAUCUCCAGUAUUGAAGUGACGAAGAGAAUAAGGAGACUCAAACCUGGUGGGGCCCGGGACUGGACGGUGUAA